This is a messenger RNA of Otolemur garnettii (small-eared galago), 1085 nucleotides long. RefSeq names its product glutathione peroxidase 8 (putative) (gene GPX8). NCBI's taxonomy places the organism in Eukaryota, Metazoa, Chordata, Mammalia, Primates, Galagidae. The transcript is spliced from 3 exons. The coding region runs from base 42 to 671 and encodes 209 amino acids. Gene Ontology annotation, molecular function: glutathione peroxidase activity. Gene Ontology annotation, biological process: response to oxidative stress. The record is from RefSeq and is a predicted model, not a curated record.
GAAUUCCAGCCUGCUGAGACUUCCCUCCAGAAUCAUCCAAAAUGGAGCCUCUUACAGUUUACCCAUCAAAGUGUUCCGGGCCCAAAGCAAAGGUACUUGCAGUUUUGCUGUCGAUGGUGCUAUGCACAGGAACGCUGUUUCUUUUACAACUAAAAUUCCUAAAGCCUAAAAUCAACAGCUUUUAUACCUUUGAAGUGAAAGAUGCAAAAGGAAGGCCCGUGUCUCUGGAAAAGUUUAAAGGCAAAGUUUCGCUAGUCGUAAACGUGGCUAGUGACUGCCAGCUCACAGACAGAAAUUACUUAGCCCUGAAGGAACUGCACAGAGAGUUUGGACCAUCGCACUUCAGCGUGUUGGCUUUUCCCUGCAAUCAGUUUGGAGAAUCGGAGCCCCGCCCCAGCAAAGAAGUAGAAUCUUUGGCAAGAAAAAACUACGGAGUAACAUUCCCCAUCUUCCACAAGAUUAAGAUCCUAGGAUCUGACGCAGAACCUGCAUUUAGAUUUCUUGUUGAUUCUUCAAAGAAGGAACCAAGGUGGAAUUUUUGGAAAUAUCUGGUCAACCCUGAGGGUCAAGUUGUGAAGUUCUGGAGGCCGGAGGAGCCCAUUGAAGCCAUCAGGCCUGACAUAGCAGCUCUGGUUAGACAAAUGAUCAUAAAAAAGAAGGAGGAUCUAUGAAAAUGCCCUUGAGCCAUUCUAUAGCACUAGAGUAGAAAGGUCUGCAUGAGGGUGUGAUCUCGUUUUAACACCCUGACAAUCAGCGGUGGCAAUGAAGGAUGACUUUUUAUGUGUUAUCUUGCUGGUCAGCAGUAAUGAAUGUCCCCAGGGUAAAGAUGUGACCCAAAGAAAAAUAAAGAGUAGCCAAAGAAUCAAAAUGAAAUAUAUAAAAGUUUCAGAAUACCCAGUGAUCAAUGUGCUUCAGUAUCAUAUUGUUCAACUUGACAUUUUCUAGGAUUGUACUUGUGGAAAAGCAAACACACUAGACCACUGUUGGAUUCAAAAACAUGGUGUGUAACUGAAAUUUUAACAGUAAUUAACUGCAAAUGAACAUGUUGAUGUAAUAAACACAAAAUAAAUAUUGGAAAAAUGUAA